CAAAAAUGAAAGCAAACAAAAACAAGAGUCCAAGUUGGCAAAAUCAAGGUGUUGUCGGACACGGAGCUCAGCAUUGAAGAUUUGUCCCGGUGUGUUAAACUAAAGUCUAUACUCUAUAGCAACUUUUAAAUAAAGACGAAAAUUUUCUUUGUACAUAGUGUUCAGGUGCUACCAAGAUAACAAACAUGGAAUUGCAGUGUGCAAUAAAGAAUAAUGUUACUGAAUUAAUUGGAAACACUCCCAUGGUUUAUCUAAACAAAGUUGUGGAAGGUUGUGUUGCUCAAAUUGCUGCCAAGUUGGAAUCAAUGGAACCUUGUUCAAGCGUCAAAGACAGGAUAGCAUUGAGUAUGAUCAACGAUGCCGAGGAUAAGGGUUUGAUUACACCAGGGAAGACUGUUCUUGUUGAGACUACAAGUGGAAACACCGGCAUUGGAUUGGCAUUCGUUGCAGCGCUUAAAGGUUAUAAGCUAACAUUAGCAAUGCCAGCUUCAAUGAGCCUCGAGAGAAGAAUUUUGCUCCGUGCGUUUGGAGCUGAGCUGCAUAUCACGGAUCCCGCUAAGGGUUUUCACGGUAGUCAUAAAAAAGCUGAGGAGUUAGAGACGGAGAUACCUGGUGCUUUUAUGAUUCGUCAAUUUGAAAAUCCUGCAAACCCAAAGAUUCACUACGAAACUACUGGCCCUGAGAUAUGGAGAGACUCUAGAGGGAAAGUUGAUGCACUUGUAGCCGGUAUAGGAACUGGUGGUACAAUAACAGGUGCAGGGAAAUUCCUCAAGGAGAAAAACCCUGAAAUCAAGGUCUAUGGAGUUGAACCGGUUGAAAGUGCAGUACUGAGUGGAGGACAACCAGGCAUGCAUCUGAUUCAGGGAAUUGGUGCUGGCAUUGUGCCUGAUGUGCUGGACGUUAAUCUACUUGAUGAAAUUAUUCAGGUAUCAAGUGAAGAAGCUAUAGAAACUGCUAAGCAGUUGGCACUAAAAGAAGGUUUGCUGGUUGGUAUUUCGUCAGGAGCAGCAGCCGCUGCAGCGAUAAAAUUGGGAAAGCGGCCAGAAAAUACCGGGAAACUCAUCGCUGUGGUGUUCCCUAGUUUCGGAGAGCGCUACCUUUCUUCUCAGUUGUUUGAAUCUUAUAGACAUGAGGCAGAGAAUAUGACAUUUUAUUAGAGUAAACUCUUAUUAGUCUUCCCUGCUGGAUAAGGGAAUUUCGGAUUCACUGAUUUUGAAAUCCAGUUUUGCUGCUAAUUUGUGGAUAAAUUCUUGCAUAAUAAGUUAAAUGCAGAAACAAUAUAACAUAUUCAGUACUAUGGUAUAGACGUGUAAAGUAGGGACUUUUCCAUUAAUAUAUGCAUCACUAUUAUUAACAAUAAUAAAUUCUCUAAUGUAGUAUUUCCAUCACAGUAUCUUCUAUCGGUUGAAAUUCAUGAGUUCCACGAUAUUUAUGUGACA
Messenger RNA from Trifolium pratense (red clover), 1439 nucleotides. Its product is annotated as cysteine synthase-like. Gene Ontology annotation, molecular function: cysteine synthase activity. The record is from RefSeq and is a predicted model, not a curated record. The transcript is spliced from 10 exons. NCBI's taxonomy places the organism in Eukaryota, Viridiplantae, Streptophyta, Magnoliopsida, Fabales, Fabaceae. Gene Ontology annotation, cellular component: cytoplasm. Bases 186 to 1157 code for a protein of 323 amino acids.